Loxodonta africana (African savanna elephant) is the source of this 15198-nucleotide messenger RNA. RefSeq names its product tigger transposable element derived 2 (gene TIGD2). Gene Ontology annotation, cellular component: nucleus. The transcript is spliced from 2 exons. The record is from RefSeq and is a predicted model, not a curated record. Lineage: Eukaryota; Metazoa; Chordata; Mammalia; Proboscidea; Elephantidae. Bases 1345 to 2922 code for a protein of 525 amino acids. Gene Ontology annotation, molecular function: DNA binding.
CUCGUCCAUCGCAGCCUCUCGCCACCUCUGUGCCGCGAGUGUCAGCCUCCCGCGGGAGCCUCCAUUUGCUCUCAGUGCGGUCUGGACGCUGUGCAGGCAGGCGGAGAGCGAUGCCCCGGCCCGCGGGACGGCGUCCUCUGCGCCAGGCGGCCGCUCGAUCGCUCGCUGGCAGCGGCGGUGACACCUCGUAGCCGCCGUGCAUAGGAACUGGGCUCCCUCCGCGUGAGGAAAGGCGCCCCGCGCUCCGGAGCUCGCGUUGCGGGGAGAGGCCCUCGCUAACACGGUUUCUCUCUGACCUCUUAAUUUCGGGAGGUUUCGGAGGCACCGAGUUCCUAUAUAGCCCCCACAGUGAACAACUUCUGUUGAGUCAUCGAGGAUCAUCUUUUACCGGGAUUAUUGUAACACGAUCUUCACUAAGCCUUCCACCCUGUAACCUCUGCCAUGGGUCCUGAUUGCCACCAAUGAAGUUUUUUUUUGAUGCUUUAUUGAUCAUGUGACACCUCCUCUUGUCCACCUUUCGUCUUUCCAAUCGCUAAAUACAUUAGGUAUAAGUUUGUGACCUGAUAAAGUACAGAGUUUGCUCGACCACUUUCAUCUUAUUUUUACAGCUCACUUCUGUCCAAGUCUCCUUACCUUGUUCAUAUGACUCUCUUAGCCAUUCAUCUGCUAACCUAUAACAAUCUUGGCUUAGAAGAGCCAGCAUUCAUUCCAUGCCACGCACUGUCUGACAGACAACAUAGUCAGGGAGUGGAACAUAGAGUCUGCAAGUCUCUUCUUGAAUUAAGUUGUGUAUUUCCUAACACAUUUCCUAGAAUAUUCCCACCUGAGUUUUUAUGGCUUUAGCAAAACACCUGCAAUGAUGACGAAGAGAAUAGAAUAUUCGACAGGACUGUUUUAGAGAACAGUAUUGGUUAAAUUUCUAACCCCCAUUGAAAUUGCAGUUCAUAAACUAAAUUCAUAAAUGUAGUUUACCUUAAACUAAAUAAGGAGGAAGAAGGACAUAAGAUAGAGUUAAUUGAAACUCAUCCUUGUUUUAAAACAGUCCUAGCUGUUUUGUGUGUCUCUUCUGUGCCUGAGUUUCAUUGUGUGUUAAUAAAGAAUCAUGCACACUAUAAAAAUGCACACUAUAGACGCUAAUAAAUGCUACUUAAAUUGAAUUUUUAUGACUUUAAAACAGUCCUGACUGUUUUAAAACAGCAAGUGAAGAGACUCAGAUGUAAACCUUGCCUGUCCUGGGGGGCAAGAGGCAGACCUGAAGACCCCAUUUUCUAGUCUUUUUUGUAUUAAAAUACUAAGCUGUUGAAUAUCUUGUUCUAGUAAUUGCCGAAAUAUUAGGCACUUAAAAUGUUGGGCAAACGAAAGCGAGUGGUGUUGACAAUUAAAGACAAGCUUGAUAUUAUUAAGAAACUUGAAGAAGGUAUCUCUUUCAAAAAACUUUCUGUGGUGUAUGGAAUUGGUGAAUCUACAGUUCGUGAUAUUAAAAAGAACAAAGAAAGGAUCAUAAACUAUGCAAACAGUUCAGAUCCUACAAGCGGUGUAUCCAAACGUAAAUCCAUGAAAUCGUCAACAUAUGAGGAACUUGACAGAGUUAUGAUAGAGUGGUUUAAUCAACAGAAGACAGAUGGCAUUCCAGUGUCUGGAACAAUUUGUGCAAAACAAGCCAAGUUCUUUUUUGAUGCUUUAGGGAUGGAAGGUGAUUUUAAUGCAUCAUCUGGCUGGUUAACUCGAUUUAAGCAGCGCCAUGGUAUUCCAAAGGCUGCUGGUAAAGGAACAAAAUUAAAAGGAGAUGAAACUGCUGCCAGUGAAUUUUGUGGUAACUUUCAGGAAUUUGUUGAGAAGGAGAAUCUACAACCAGAGCAAAUUUAUGGUGCUGACCAAACUGGAUUGUUCUGGAAAUGUCUACCGUCAAGGACAUUAGCUCUUGAAAGUGAGCAAAGUACUUCUGGGUACAGGUCAAGCAGAGAGAGAAUCAUUAUUAUGUGUUGUGCCAAUGCCACAGGCUUACACAAACUUAAUCUUUGUGUUGUGGGGAAAGCAAAAAAACCCCGUGCAUUCAAAGGAACUGACCUUUCUAACCUUCCUGUAACUUAUUUCAGUCAAAAGGGUGCGUGGAUAGAACAUUCUGUUUUCAGACAGUGGUUUGAAAAAUACUUUGUGCCGCAGGUACAGAAGCAUUUGAAAUCCAAGGGGCUUUUAGAAAAAGCGGUGCUUCUUUUGGAUUUUCCCCCAGCACAUCCAAAUGAACAACUGCUUAGUUCAGGUGAUGGCAGAAUAAUUGUGAAAUAUUUGCCACCUAAUGUCACAAGUCUAAUUCAACCUAUGAGCCAGGGAGUUCUAGCCACAGUGAAAAGAUACUACAGAGCAGGACUUCUCCAGAAAUACAUGGAUGAAGGAAUUGACUCAAAAAUGUUUUGGAAGAACUUGACGGUGUUGGAUGCAGUUUAUGAAGUAUCAAGAGCUUGGAAUAUGGUAAAAUCAAGUACCAUAACCAAAGCAUGGAAAAAACUUUUCCCUGGCAAUGGAGAGAAUUCGGGUGUGAACACGGAUGAAGGAGCCAUUUUAGCAACCAAUUUAGCAACAGUUUUACAGAAUACAGAAGAUUGUGAACAUGUUGACAUUGAGAGUAUCGAUCAGUGGUUUGACUCUCAGAGUAAUGACUCAAGCUGUCAGGUGCUAACUGACAAUGAAGGUGCUGAGGACCGUUCCAAGCCUGCUGAGCAAAAACCUUCCAGUAAGACUAGAAAAACAGAACUGAAUCCGGAAAAGCAUAUUAGUCAUAAAGCUGCACUUGAAUGGACUGAAAAUUUACUAGAUUAUUUAGAACAACAAGAUGACAUGCUUCUGUCUGAUAAAUUGGUAUUGCGGAGACUUCGAACGAUAAUAAGAAGAAAACAGAAGAUCCAAAAUAGCAAAAAUCAUUGAUAGGGCUCUUGAAUUUUUCAUUGUAUUUGUAUCUUUGUGACUGUUUAUCUGCAGUGGAACUUAAUUAUCCUGUUUGAAGUGCUGUGGAUUCCAAGGCCAAAUAUGUUCUAUAAAUGAUUUUAGGAUUAGCUGCUAUUUUGAAUUACUUAAACAACAACUCUGUGAUAUUGAUGCUACUAAUUGAAUGUUGACAUGUAACUUGUCUGUCAGUUGUUUCUAAUCUGUAUCAUACAAAUUAGAUCAUAAGGUACCUGAGGUCAGGGAUUGUGUGUCUCUUCUGUGCCUGAAUUUCAUUGUGUGUAGUAGAGAAUCAUUCACACUAUUGGCACUCAAUAAAUCCUACUUACAUUGAAUUUUUAUGACCUUCUGAACUUCAAUUUCCCAACUGAAAUAUGAUGGGGUAAGUUUCCAUUUCCAUUACUUUUCCACUGCUGAAAAACUUAAAAGAGCCCACCAAAGAUUGUACAGUAGUCCCCCCUUAUCUGCAGGGGAUAUGUUUUAAGACCCCCCAGGUAGCCCCAUGGAUGCCUGAAAUCACGGAUACUACUGAACCCUAUGUAAGACUAUACUUUGUCAUGUGCACACAUAGCUAUGGUAAAGUUUAAUUUACAGAUUAGGCAUAGUAAGAGAUUAACCACAAUAAUAAUAAAAUAGAACAACUAUAAUAAUAUACUGUAAUAAAAAUUACGUGAAGGACAGUGGGACUGUGAGAUUUCAUCAUGCUACAUACUUAUUUAACAUUUUCAAGCCUCAGUUGACUGAGGAAAGCAAAACCUCGGGUAAGGGGGGGACUACCUAUACUUAAAGUAUUUCACUGUGACUACAGGAAACUGAAGAAAAUAGUCUAGAAUCUUAAAUAUGCCAUUUCUGUACUAACAGUGUUUGGGCAAUCAGCAAUUCAGAUUGGCUAUCUCUGAGUGUAGUGAAGACAGAACGAGGUUAAAGUGUCCCUAGGGAAAGGGCUUUUCCAUCUUACCAAUAAGGAGAGUUUCUUCAUAGUUGUGGAGAGAAUGACAUUUCACUUUAGGAAAAUAGAUCUAAGUUCCCAAACCAUUGAGGUCAGAAGAGGUAAGGGUUAAAUUUUUUUUUGUCAUUUCAGUUCUUUUAUAGUGUGGGUUUAUCAACAGUUUUUCUCUUUAAUAAGUUACUUGACAUUUAUCUGAGGUCCUUGUGGUGCAGUGGUUAAGAGCUUGCCUUAAGAACUUGGCUGUUAACCAAAAGGUUGGCAGUUCAAACCCACCAGUCGCUCCUUGGAAACCCUAUGGGGCAGUUCUCUUCUGUCCUAUACGGUCACUAUGAGUCAGGUUUGAGUUUUUUUGUUUUGAUAUUUAUGUAAAUCUUUAAAACAACCAAGUAUGUCAUAUGACUUCAUAUAGCAUAUUUUUCAGUGAAAGCCAGCACUGAAGAGCAUACAUGUAAUUUGUGGAACCAGCACAUGAACUCUGGACUAACAUUAACUAGAGCGUGGGAGAGGCCCUAUAGAAGAGCACAGACAGACACUUGAGCCAGACUGCAGUGUGACCCUAGGCAAGUUCCUUAACCCAUUUGUUAAACAGGUCGUAUCUGCCUCACAGGGUUUUUGUAAGGGGUAAAUAAGUUGAUACAUGGACUUUAAAUUACAUGUGCUGAGAAGGUCUGGUUCAGAAUAAACCUUUGAGUGUUGUUGUUAGUUGCCAUUGAGUUGAUCCUGACUCAUGGCCACCCCAUGUGUGCAGAGUAGAACUGCUCCAUAGGGUUUUCAAGGCUGUGACAUUUUGGAAGCAGAUCACCAGGCCUGUCUUCCGAGGCUUCUCUGGGUUCAAACCGUCAACCUUUUGGCUAGUAGUCAAGUGCUUAACUGUUUGCAUCACCCAGGGACUCCUUUGAGUGUUAGCUAGUGUUAAGAUGUUGUAGAAAUUAUGAGUUUUUGGAAGUAUGCUGAACAGAUCCAUUGUGUGACUCAAAGUGAUGCUGCUACAUUGGGAAACCCCUUAUAAGGUAUCUGUUUUCCUGAGGUAAGAGAGAGAUGGCUAACUAGUAUCAGCUGAAAUUGAGUAGUAAUUUAUCUCAGUGAAAACAGAGGUUAAUCCAAUUUAUAAACUAUUUAUUGACCAUCUCUUGCUAAGCACAAUGAGAUAUACAUGGACGUUUAAGACAUUUUAGGUUGAAUUAUAACAGAAAAGGGGAAUAGAAUUGUAAUUUCUUUGCUCCAGGCCUGUUAAAAAAAUUUUUUUUUUUUUUUAGCACUCUGCUAAUAAACAGAUGUGGGCCUUGUGUAUAGAAGAAAAUCUAUGUUAAUAAUAUUGGCAUGUUUCACUGAGGUAAUAAAAUAUCCUUAAAAAAGGUAAGGGUAAGCGGGGCACUUGGAAUAUUUUACUAAACUAAAGUAGUACUGGACCAAUAGAAAAUUAGACCAAAAAGGGUUAUAGGAGACCCAAUUAUGGUAAUUAGGCCCAGCCCUCUAUAUGCAGUAAUGGGUUUUUUCGUUGUGUUUUUUUUUUUUUCCGGAAGUAACCAAAUCACAACUAGUUUCUUUUAGGGCCCUUAUCUGAUCGUUUUUCCUUCAUGGGGCUGUUGUAAGCACUCAGAAUUUUGCCUUUUGAGCUGAGGCUUUGGGUUUCAGGGUGGCCUUUUCAGAAGACAUCUAAAAAUCCACUGUAUUUGGGGGAGUUCAUACAUUAUUAUUAACACAUCUUCCUCGUUCACUUACCAGAUAGGCCUAAGAAAAUGGGACUCUACACAGAUAAGCCCUGAGGCUCUGGCUUCCUGUAGACCAAGAGAUUCUGAAACUUGAUGGUGGUGGUGAUGUUAUUUGUCGCUUGCAGUAAUGCUUUACAUUUUAUCAUGGUGCUCUUUGCUAACGCUACUUCUCAAACUUCUUUUAAUCUGGUAUUAAAAUUACUUAAUCUUGUGUUUUAUCAUAAAUGUUUAUAUAAAUUGUGCAUUCUAAUUCCAUAUCUGUUGUAAAAUAAAAAUCUCCUUCCAAAUACUGUAUUAGAUCUCUCAGAAGAUAGCUCAUGGCCAUCUUGGAUAACCACAUUCCCCUCGUAGUUACGUCUGCUCAGUUUGAGAAGUUCAGGCAUUUGUGCUCUCAUUUAACUCUGUGUACCUUUAAGAGAUUUAACAGAACUCAGACUAAAUGGAAAAGUGGAAACUAAGAGAAUACUUGUUUGGCAUAAUUUGGGAAGCCAGGAAAAAAAGGUAUUCUAAGUGCAUAAUGAAAUGCGUAAAAUAUACUGUCAGCUCCCGCAUUUGUGGCCAAUCUAAAGACGGAUUUCAGCAUAUUUAGUGUAGCUUCUUUAUGGAGCUUUCUUUGAGUGUGAUUUAUGAAUAUCCCUAGAACUUUGAAUACAGACCUUUGGGAAUUUUCAAAGUGAUUUUUAAUGAGAUUAUCAGCUAUUACCACUAUAAUUAAUUAAAUCACAGGGGAAUAUGAUAUUUUAGAGUUACUUAUUCAGAUUUUAGAAACCCUAGUGGCUUUUUUUUUUUGUGGUUGAGAGCUAUGGCUGCUAACCAAAAGGUUGACAGUUCGAAUCCACCAGCCACUCCUUGGAAACUGGGGGGGUGGUUCUUCUCUGUCCUGUAGGGUGGCUAUGAGUAGAAAUUGACUUGAUGGCAACGGGCUUUUAUCUGGAUAUUUGGCUUGAUGGCAAUGGGUUUGGUUUUUUGGAUCUGAAUAUUGGACAGUGGUUAAGAGCUCAGCUUCGAACCAAAAGGUCAGCAGUUCGAAUCCACCAGCCACUCCUUGGAAACCCUAUGGGGCAGUUCUACUCUGUCCUGUAGGGUUUCUAUGAGUCAGAAUCAACUCGACAGCAACAGGUUUUGGUUUUUUGAUUUUAUCCCGAUAUUAAAGAAAAUUAGUAAGAUUUUGGAAUGUUCAACUUUUUUUCUUUUAUUAGAAAAGUUGACCGAGGAACUCAGCCCCAUUAACCUGUGAAGUAACCUCCACCAAAGAUGCUCUUGUUGUCAAGGGAAAUCUGUUAAUAACCGCUGAACUUGUAAUGGAAUCACAUCCAGUUUCCUCUAAAGUCAACAAAAAUGAUUUAUAAAGAAAACAAAAUUACCUUUCUGCCUAAAAAAAAAGACAAAGUAAACUUGACAAACAUUAGUUUUUCUCAUCUACCCAAGCAAUUAACAUAUUUUCAAAAGUCAUAGAAUAAAGCUUUAAAGGUACUUUUUUUUCUUAAUUGGAAGUAUUUGAGAUUACACACAUAAGCUUGGGGUAUUAAUUUAAGAUGAUGACAGAGAACAUAAAUUUUUUAAGUUCCCUUUUUUGGCAUUAAAAAGUUAAUUCAGAAGCUGUGUUCAGGAGGAAUUUAGAUAAUCUGUGUUCUCUAAUCCAAACUAGUUUGCUUUAAGUCUAUCUCAGUAUAAUAAUCAAAACAGUAUGGUUGUAUUUUUUCAAGUUACUGUUGUUAGGAGAAAGGUGCCAUCAGGUUGAUUUUCAAUUCAUCGUGACCCCAUGUGACAGAGUAGAACUGCCCCGUACAGUUUUCUGGGCUCUAAUCUUUAUAGGAGCAGGUUGACUGAUCACAGCUGGGUGGGUUCGAACUGCCCACCUUUGGGUUAGCGGACUAGGGCUUAGCAUUUUGCCACCAGGACUCCGUAAGUUAUUGUUAAUUGUGGGAUAAUAUGCAGGGGUAGCCUUUCGGUUUUCUGUUAGCUUUGGGAAGGCACCUGCUGCUUUACUCUAACAUUUGGGGGAGUUUGUGUUCCCUCCGUGUCUGAAUAAGUAUCACUUAUAGGAUAAAAUACCUAAAUUACUUUUCUGUGAAAACUAGGCAGUGCAUGGGUUUUUUUUCCCUGUGCUAUGCAAGUAUUCAGUGCUGUAAAUUCGACACAUUGGUUAAAUUACCACCAUGUACAAAAAAAAAAAGAUUGUUAUGACAAAAAAUAGUGCUAAAGAUGUGUAUUUUUUCACAAUUGAGUAUCUGUGAGAUCAGGAUGCUACCUACAAUCAUAAUGGACAGCAUUUUUGUCUGUCCUGAUGGUAUAAAAUGAUGUCAUCUAGGUUCCGUAAAAUAUGACAAUGAAGAAUUUUGUGUAAAUCUUACCUUCCUUUUGAAAUGAGGACUAGAAACUUCAUGUUGCUAUACACAAAACCUGUCCAUCUAGUAGAUUUAUGUUUAGGAGUUUCUAGGUGGUGCAUAUAGUUAAGCACUUGGCUGCUAACUGACAGGUAGGUGGUUUGAGCCCACCCAGAGUCCCCUCAGAAGUCAGGCCUGGCAGUCUGCUUCUGAAAGUCACAGCCCUGAACACCCUAGGGAGCAGUUCUCCUCUGCAUACCAUGGGGUCGCCAGGAGUUAGAAUACACAUGAACAGCAACUGGUUUGGUUUUUGGUUAGGUUUAUAUUCAUAAAAGUGUAAUUAUAUAUUACAUGUGAAUAUGCAAAAGUUAGGUAUCUCUUUUUAACAUGUAAUCCAUCUUCAGAAAUCUUAUAAUACCAUUAAUUACAUACAUGCUUUACUAAUUUAGAAGAAAAGGUAGAGUAACCAUAUUAAAUUACUGAAAAAAAAAUUUUUUUCGGCAUGCAUUAUUUCUUUUGAAUAUAUAUAUUUGAAUAUAUAAAAUAACGAUCUAACAAAGUGUAGCCAAAUAGUGAUUUUACUGACCUUACCGCUAAUGAUUUAUAUGUGAAUUAAUUUUGGUAUGAAGUUUCUAAAUUAUUCAAGAAUAGCUUCCUUACGUUGUUUAUAUGUUACAUCCCUAUAACAAUGGUCCAUAAGCUAAGAAUAAGUUACCAUAAUGGGGUUUUGUGUUGCUCGUUUUAACUGAAGUCUCUAUUCAGAUUUCCGUAGUUUUUUACCUAAUGUCCGUUUCGUGUUUAAGGGUUCUGUUUAUGAUAUCACAUUCUAUUUAGUCAUCAUGUCCUUAGGCUCCUCUUGGCUGUGACAGUUUCUGACUUUCCUUGGUUUUGGUGACUGGUCAGUUUUGAGAUGCACUAUCAGGUAUUUUGUAGAAUGUUUCUUGUACAUAUUUUUUUUCCUCUUUGCAUUCCUUGCCCACUCCAACACAAGCCGGAUUGUGAAAGUGAUAAUGAAAGAUACAUUAUAUGAAAGUAUGAGGAAAGAAAGAUAAAUUCUGUUGAGGGUCUGGGAAGACUUCUCAUCACAAAUAGGAUUUAAGCUUGUUGCAGUUAAAAGCUACUGCUCUUAACCAAAAGGUAAGCAGUUCGAAUCCACUAGCUGCUCUUUAGAAACCCUAUGGGGCAGUUUUACCCUGUCCUGUAGAGUUGCUAUGAGUCAGAAUUGACUCAAAGGCAUGCAUUUUGGGUUGAUUUUUUGAAGAAAUUGGUUCUGUUUCUGUGUUUUUGGGUGGGAUGGAGGGUAUAGCAUGAAUAUGGGAAAUAUAGGUCAUAUUCUGGUAAUAAACUGACCAAGAUGAUUGCAGCAUGAAGUUUACUAAUGGUAGAAUUAGAAUUGAAGGUAUUAACUUUGCUGGAACCGAAUUGUAGAGAGCUUAUCAAGGUGAGGAUUUGGGGCCUUUUCCAUAGCCAUUUUUUAAUAGUGAAAUACUCAAAUUUGAAUUUUGAGAAAAAUUAUGCAGUAAUUUAUGGAAAUGGAGAAGGAAGAAGGAUUUAAAGCUAUAGACAUAGAAACUACUUAAGAGCUAAUGUGAUUAGAAAAUAGACAAGAAUGAAAGUAUCUUCUGGGGUCAUAGGGGUGUUUAUAGUAAGAAAAGAAUGAAUGGUAAUGGCAUAGACUUUGACAGCAGACCUGAUGUCAGACUGUAAGGAAGGAGUCAAACAGAUUUGAGACAUAAAAUUGAAUAGUAAACCCAAAAAAAAAAAAAAAAAAAACCAACCCUGUUGCCAUUGAGUCAAUUUCGUUUCAUAGUGACCCUAUAGGGCAGAGUAGAGCUGCUCCAUAGAGUUUCCAAGGAGCGCAUGGUUGAUUCGAACUGCCGACCUUUUGGUUAACAGCCAUAGUUCUUAACCACUGUGCCACUAGGGUUUCCAAGUGUACAGUAGGAUAGUGAUAAUGAUGUCAAAUCAUAAACUAUGGUAUUCAGAUCCCUGGCAGAUACAGCACAAGGAAUACUCCUGCCAGGUAUUACACACCUUUUCUUUAGAGUGAUUUGUAAUUUCUCGGGGCCUCCUUGUCCCUUGAAAUUUGGGUGAAAUUGCCUCUAUGUCGUACACACACACCACCCCCCGCAGCAUGGCCUGUGAGAGUUCCAAAGCCCUUCGAAGGAUGGCUCUGAUUUUCCAGGGAGCUUAUAUUCUGCCCUUUGUUACAAUGUGUGAUUUCUUUGUACCACAGUGACCCCACAUGACCCCAUUCUUUGAUUUCUGUUGGCUGAUGUGCAGAAAUGUAACUUUAUUGUUCCUUGACUAAAGUCAGCUUUUUCAUUUUUUUCUGCUGAUGGUAAGUAAAAGAAAAACAAAACCAAACCAAAAAAAGAAAAAAAAUAAAUUUUAUCAGCCACUUCUGAUUUCAGACUUAUUGCCUUUAAGUAAAUAUUCAUUCACAUUCAAAUAGUUGAAAAUUCAAGCUCUAUAUGAUGUUGGCUCCUCUCUCAAGGGUUUUCUCCUUUUUCCCCACUCCCAGGAUGCCAUCUAGACUGGGGGGUGGGGAGGGAGGAUUUAUGUAACUUUUGACCUCUAAGAAGAGGCCUCUGGUGCAUGUCCUUUCUCUGCUAGCUCCUAUGCUUUAGGGGUAACUCCUUCCUUUGAUUUAUUUGGCAUUGACCCUCUGUCCUCACCAAAUUCCACCGAAGUGAAAACUGGUAUACUUCAUGGUCUGUAGUCUCAGCAUGGUCCAUGCCAGUGAGGAGAAUUACUGUGAUUUCAUCCCAACUUUAUGCUCAGACCAAGCCAUAUACCCUAUUUGGGUUGUCUUUGGCUCUCUAUCCCACUGCCUCUCUGAUUAGGGCCCCUUGUUUCCAUGUUGACAACUCCCAGCAACCCGCUGACCCUCAACACUCAAGUACUUUCCUUCUUCCUCUGGGACAUGCAGGAACUUCUGGAUCUCCCCAUGCCACAGAUAGGCCAUGGGUGAAUAGGGAGUGUUGUGGGGUGUAUUUUGGGCCCUGUCUGCAGAAAUAAAACAUUACUGUUUUUACUUCUAUAUUGCUGACCUGGGUUGAGACCAGUCCACCACCCUUAUUCCCAAGCAAGAGGGGCUCCAACCUGAGCUCCAUGCUUUGCAGAGCCCUAUUAUGGCCCUCUUUGGGUGGUAUCCUGAUCCACAUGGCAAAGCCUUUGUAGUAUUAAAGGGGAUGAGUCUACCAGGAGCCUGUGCACCACUCCCCCUCCUUGGAGACCAUGCUCUGGGUACUUGGGAACCUGAGAUUCCUGUCCAUAUAGCUGUGAACCUGCUUCCAGCGACUGGAAAGACCUCUUCCUGGGUUGGUCCUGAGAGCAGCCUGUGACACCAGUAUGCAGACUUCGAGGCCCAAGCAGUAGUCAUGGAUGAUUUUAUGUGAGAGCGUGGACAGGGCUUGUAUAUGCAGGUCAAGACUUUGGGGUGGGAAGAAAAGGGGAGGCCAAGUCACUUUCCCAUCAAACUCCAAAAAGCCCAAAAAUUCAAAAUUUGUACCUAGCAUUUCAGGGCAUUUUGAUGGUAUAUUCGUAAGGUAGGAGAGAAGAACUUGAUUUAUAACUUAAAUAUUUGAGCACCUGAUACAGGGCCUGCAUUUGGAAUCUUGUCCCAAGCCUGGCAAAUGUUAGGAGUGUGUCUUAUUAGCUAGCAUAGGGGAAUCUGUGAGAUAAUCUAACAUUCUGACCAGGAAUGUAGAAACACUUUGCUCUGGGCCUUCCCAAACCUAUCUGAGGUCACUAUUUCGUGUCCUCUGGAAUUCAACCCUUAGUAGUUGGAUCCAUGGAUCAGGCCCCACAUUCAUAUCUAAACUAUAUGGCUCUUCUCUCUAGGGCAAGGAACAUCUUACGUAAUUAUUACUCCAUGGAUGGAAGCUUACUCUGCCAAACUUUGACUUCUUAGAAUCAAAGAUCUUUGGUUUGGUUGGUUUUUUUCUUUCCUUUCUCAACUAGUCUGGCUUGUGCAAGAGGAAAUCUUAGUUCCAGAUUACUUCUACUGUGCUAUCUCGUUUUUCCUAAAGUCUAUUUUGAAAGUAAAAGCUGAGCAAGGUCUUCUUUGUUCUCCAUUGUAUUUGCAUUUCCCCUGAAGCACUGAAAGUGCAGAACAAGAAUUACUGAUAAUGAAGUGUGUUGGUUAUUAAUUUUAAGGUACUAGUCUUCAUUUUAACUCCAGAAAAAAUGUCCUACAUUUUUUGAAUUUGGGUCUCAAAGGAAAAGUUCUAUCACAGAGCGUAGAGCCUUCUGUCAUUUCAGGGGUAAUCCCUUCUGCUUUCUUGCCCCCUCAAUUUCAGGAACAAGACAAGUUCUACUCCUUGUCUCAUGCACACUGAUUUCACUAUCAUCUUUUUUAAUGCUUGAGCCAGCAACCUUUGUAUCUUACCCUCUACCCAAGGUGGUUUAUGAAAGAUAUUUUCCUUGACAAAGACUUUCCUCUUAAAGAAGAAUUCCAGUGCUAGCUGUUAAACUUGUUAUUCACCACCUUAUACCUGUCUGCUGUCCUGCCUCAGGAAAUAGGGAAAGCCUCAGGGCCCCGUCACACUAGACACGCCAGCCAGCACAGAGUUGUUGAAAGAAAAAGAAAGGGUUGCCUUUACCCUCUUUAAAGUAUAAGUAGCAUUGUGAGUGGAAAUGCUCUCAGGCAAAGAAAUCCUGGUGUGCUUUCUUUCUUAGUAGGCACAGAAAAGGAUAAAAGCUCAGAACAGCUCUUCAAAAAGUACAAUAUAUCUAUAAACCAUUUCAAAGAGGAUAGAAAAUAUCUCCAUUAAUUCCAGUGCAAAUGAUGCUGAAUUGAGACAUGCAGUGCCAUCUGAUUUAGACUAGCAGUAUCUUCAAGAAAGUAGAUAAGGAGUUAAACUCACCUCCUGAUCUUCCCUUAACUCAGAGAUGCAGAAGUCAGAAAAUGGGACUGUAUCCCAUGUGUGGAGUAUUGCCUUUGGUGGCAGGAAGAUAUGAGCCCACUCUUCCCUACCACUAGGGCCAGAUCCAUUGGCAUGGGAUAGAGCCGUCACACAGAACCCGUGUUCAGAAGGUCCCCACACUCGGAGUUUAAUGCCCAGUGGCCAACACCUUGAAAUUCUUAAUAAUUUUAUCUUUGAAUAUGUGUUUUGUAAAUGAAGUCUGAAGAGACAAUGGCACAUGCACUUGGGGGCUUGCAGCCUCAGCUCAAAUGGUCCCUCCUCUUGCCACCUUCCAGGGCAGAUACUUGACUGCCAGCUCCCUUUAGCAGCCCACACUGUGCCUGGCUUGUUUUCCCACUCCCUCCCAACAACCACUGCCAUCUUCCUACCUUGGCAGAUGCCUAGGGUUGGGAACUUUGCCCAGUGGCAUUUUGAGUAGGGUAUGACAGCAGCCCUUCUGCCCCAGGAUGGCAGUGCAUUUGGUGGGCAAGUUGGCUGGGGUGAGCCUCUUACCCACUCCAGACCCAGGUACUGAGCCCCCCUCAGCAGGUGGAAUCCCUUGGGGGUCACACAUCACUGUGGUUUGGGUUGCUCAUUUAACAGAUUAAUGGAUAAAUGUAUAUAUUAAAUGUAAAACACGUGGACUCUGUGAAACAGUAUCAGAGAUAUACAUUCUUCAGACGGAGAUGGUGAGUUGACCAAAAUUAACAAUUUUCCAGGAAAGUAAAAAUACAAUAUCAGAAUUUAAGUCUUCAUUGGAGAUUGUGAAGAGCAGAACUGACAUUCUAAAAUGUUAAAUUGUAAUUUUCAUGAUAAACUUCAGACAUUUUCCCAGAAUACUGAACAGAAUGUCACAGGAUGAAAGUGGUGAGAUGACAGAAAGUAAAAACCCAAACUUUAAAAUUGCAAUGAUCAGAAUUAAAUUCUGUCCCAAUACAUCUAUGGCAGUUGAUUUUUAAUGAGGGUGCUAAGUUCAUCCAAUGAGGAAAGAAGUCUCUUCAACAAAUGAUUCUGGGACAACUGGACCUCCACACACAAAAGAAUGAAGUUGGGCUCGUAUCUCACACCGUACAUGAAAAUUAACUCAAAAUACAUCAAAGACCCAGUUUUCAACAAUGAAUUCAUGGUUAUGGUACCAAAAGUAUGAGUAACAAAAGACAACAUAGAUAAGUUUGGACUUCAUCAAAAUUAAAAAACUUUUGUGUAUCAAAGGACUUUAUCAACAAAAUGCAGAGAUAAUCUACAGAGUGGGAGAAAAUAUUUGGGAACAUGUAUCUAUCUGAUAAGGGUUUAAUAUCCAGAAUAUAUAAAGAACUUCAACUCUACAGGAAAAAGACCAAAAAAAAACAAAUUAAAAAACAUGCCAAGUACUUGAAUAGACACUUUAUCAAAAAAAAGAUAUACAAACAGCCAGUAAGCACAUGAAAAGAUGCUCAGUGUCAUUAAUCAUUAGGAAAAUGCAAAUCAAAACCACAGUGAGAUACUAUUUCACAUAACUGGGAUGAGUAUUGUCAGAAACGCGGAAAAUAACAAGAGUUGGUGAGGAUGUGGAUAAAUCAGAACCUCCGUCUACCUAUUGCUGGUGAGAUUGUAAAAUGGUGCAGCUGCUGUGGAGAACAGUUUGACAGUACCUCAAAAAGUUAAACAUAGAACUACCUUAUGACCCAGCAAUUCCACGUCUAGGUAUAUACUCAAAAGAAUUGAAAACAGGGACUCAGAUACUUGUACAUCAGGGUUCAUUGUAACAUUAUUCACAAUAGCCAAAAGGUAGAAACAACCAAAGUGUCCAUCAAUAGACAAAUAGAUGAAUAAAAUCUGGUAUAUACAUGGAGCCCUGGUGACACAGUGGUUAAGAGCUCAGCUGCUAACCAGAAGGUCGGCAGUUCGAAACCACCAACUGCUCCUUGGAAACUCAAGGGGGUAGCUCUACUCUGUCCUAUAGGGUUGCUAUGAGUCAGAAUUGACUCCAUGGCAACAGGUUGUAGACAUGCAAGCAAACUCGUCCCGGGCAGAUGGGACUAGAGAGAUACUAAAGAACGCAUUGGCCAGAUUUAACGCAACGUAAUGGGUGCUCAGGUCUCUACAAAAUUUUUCUAACAAGGAAGUUGUGUUCAGGACAGUAGCAUGUAUAGGAGGGAUCACCUUGUUAAGGUCCCUGUAGUUCAUGGUCAUACGCCAGGUCCCAUCUGGUGUCUUCACAGGCCACACAACUGUUAAGCACUGUGGGCUUCCUGGAGGAUACUCUUUUUAAUUACGAAAUAGUUUCACGAAUUUCUUUAUGUCCUCUGGGCAACUAAUAUUGCUUGAUGUCUACCACCCUUCAUGGUGGGGCAAGGUCACUGAUUCCUAUGCCACAUUCC